AUCAGUUACAAAACUUGACAAGCUCAGGUUUUGUAACCGACAUUCCUCUGGCCAAUAGGAGCGCUCCUUUUCUGGCCACGUGACCGUGUAUUUUUAUGUAACACGCUGGCAGUGGCACGCGCAAUUAAGGUUAUCCUUAUACACCAGUCUAGCUUUUGUAGCUUAGUGUUUGGUUAAAAAUGUGUUUUCUACACGGAUAUUAAUUUAUUUCUUCUUUAUUUUAUUUUAUUUUUUAAAUUCCGUAGAAAAAUAAAGCUGGAAAAAAAUAAUAACAAUAAGAUGUCGAUUCAAGAGCCGGACCAAAACUGUGUCUCAUCAGGGGACAGAGGGGGUUUCUUCAUUCCGUCCGACACCGAGCAGGACUGGGCCGGGGAAGAAGACGGAGACCGGGUCGGGGUUCAGCAGAAACGCCUCAGAGGAGCGCUGGAUGCGUUAUUCAGAGCCGUGACGAGCGAGUCCGAGUCCGUGCGACCCGAACACAUCAGCACUUUAGUGGAAAUCAUCGUGCGGAACUUUAAGAAGAAGGAAACCUCUGUUUUAUGGGCGCAGAGCGCUCAGGACGGAGAACUGGACGGGGAACUGGACUGUCCCGGCUGUAACCGGUUUAUAUCGGAACCGGUUACCGUCGCGUGCGGACAUUCCUACUGCAGGAGCUGCUUACAGGAAGCAUUCCUGUCUAAAUGUAGAAAAUGCCAUGAGGAGAUCGGGGCGAAACAUCUGCUCUGUGCUAAUGUGCUCCUGUGUGGACUUUUAGAGAAAUGGUUUCCGGAGGAAAUACAGAAAACCAAGCGGAUAGCAGAAGUGAAAGGGCUGCUGAGGAGCAAACAGUUCACCCAGGCGCUUUCAUUAGCAACACAGCUGUUAGAAUCCGACCCCAGUAAUAUCAGACUGCGAGUGUGUCGAGCCGAAGCGUAUCGGCGUUUGCAGCACUAUCGUCACGCUCUAGAAGACUUCGAUGUGUGUGAGAGCAUUGCUCCGUCUGUCGAGGUGGUGUUCUGUAAGGCUAAGCUGUUAAAAGAAAUGGGUCGAGUGGACGAGUCUGUAAAACUCUUCCUGCAGUGUCUCUGUGUGGAUCAGGACUUCCAGGAGGCCAGACAGGAAGUGGAAAAUAUCCUGUGUGAUCUCCUGGUUCCGACAUGUGAGGGCGUACAGACGCUCGAGGAGAGUUCGGAGCCCUCGGGUCUAAUCCGAGCUCAGUCUCUACGGGCUCACGUAGCGGGCGGAGCCCGAGGAGAGGGGCUGAAGCGGGUUAGCUCCGCCCCUCAGCUGGGUGAAAAGGGAGCACUGCUGAAGAGGAAGCUGUCCGGGUUGGAGGCGGGGCCUGAAGUGGUGGAAACCGGCGACACCAAACACAAAAAGCACGGAGUGAGCGCCACAGCGUCUGUGUGUAGCGAUGAAGAUAAACUCCACCUCAGUGUACCGAGAGAUCUGCUGGACCCCAGCGACUUCGAGUGCUCGCUGUGCAUGAGACUGUUCUAUGAGCCGGUGACGACGCCGUGUGGACACACGUUCUGUAAGAGCUGCCUGCAGAGGAGUUUAGAUCACAGCCCUCAGUGUCCUCUGUGUAAAGAGAGCCUGAGACUGUACCUGGCCUCUCGGAGGUUCUACAUCACGCGUGUGCUUGAUGACAUCAUCAGGCGUUACCUGUCUGAGGAGCAUGCUGGGAGACAAAAGAUACACAACGAUGAAACGAAAGAGCUGUCAGAUUUAGAGAAUAACCUUCCUAUCUUCGUGUGUACGAUGGCGUAUCCCACCGUCCCCUGCCCCCUGCACGUCUUCGAGCCUCGGUACCGCCUCAUGAUCCGCCGCUGCAUGGAGACGGGAACGCGACAGUUCGGCAUGUGCAUCAGCGACACACACAAAGGGUUCGCGGAUUUCGGCUGCAUGCUUCACAUACGUAACGUGCACUUUCUGCCGGACGGACGCUCGGUGGUAGACACAUUCGGAGGGAAACGGUUCCGUGUCAUCACACGCAGCAUGAGGGACGGGUACUACAUCGCUAACAUCGAGUACCUGCAGGACCAGAGAGUGGAGGGGACAGAGGAGCUGCAGCUGCAGGAUCUGUAUGAUCAGGUGUAUAAUCAGGCGAGUGUGUGGUUUCACGCUCUGGAGAACCGAUUCAGGAACCAAAUACUGCAGCACUUUGGGCCCAUGCCUGAGAAAGAGAAUGAUAUACAGUCCAGUCCUAAUGGUCCGGCAUGUUGUUGGUGGUUAUUGGCGGUUCUCCCAGUGGAUCCUCGUUAUCAGCUCUCGGUUCUCUCCAUGACGACACUCAGAGAACGUCUGGUUAAGAUCCAGCACAUCCUCGCGUACUUGCAGAACACACACGCAGAGUAGAACGCACUUCCUCACGCCCUAAUGCAGUAGUAUUAUUGUGCCGUCCUACAUUAGCACAGAGACAGUCCUGAUUAUACACACACACACACACACACACACACACACACACACACACACCCCGUGUGUUCUGAAUGAAACAAAUCCCAAAUGCUGAGAUUAGUAAUGUAUUUUUUUGUCAUAUUUGUAAUAAAAACAAAACUGAAUUUACUCUUAAAUCUUAAAACUCAGAAAUCAAAUUAAGACUGAAUCAGAUGGUGAUGUACAGAAAUGCGUUAGAGCCUGACCAUGUUCAUAAUCCACUGAUAUGAUUUCUAAGGAGCAUACUGCUGUAGAAUUAUUGGCACCCUCGGUGAGAUUAUGAAACAAUUAGAUCUUAUCAAGAGAAACAUUUAUAAAAUGUAGCUGAAGCAUGUUUGACUUUUUCUAACAUUUUAUUUUAUAGCGACCCUGCACCUGAGUGUUCAGGAACUCUCACCCAUGACUUCCUGUUACACCCGGGUGUAAAUAUGAGGUCUCUUCUCUCUCUCUCACACACACACACACACACACACACACGUGUUCAUUAACAUGGGGAAAGUGCCAGUCGUUCUGGGGCGGAGUUGAUCUUUCUAAAGCAGGCAGUACAGACCUUAGCACACGGCUUGUGGUGUAAGAUGUGUUCACAUGCAUCACUUCCUGUGAUUAGCGCCCUCUACAGUAUGAACGCAGAGUAUUUAAGUAGACUUGAAUGGCGUUUAAUCAGCGUGAUUUCGGCUGCUGCUGCACAUUAUUAAUAUUAAUACUGAAACAUUCAAAAAGGCCGAUUUAAUCUGCUGAGAUCUCAGUCAGGUUCUGAUCACGGAGUCGUUAUCACACGCUUAUGGACAAAAAUACAGAUUCAUUCCACAGAAGCAACACGGAGCGCACAAAAAUGUGAUUUAAAACAUUAUCAUGACCCGGGUUCAUCAGGAGGGAUCAUAAAAAAAACAACUUCAAAGGGAAGAUUUUUUAUUUAUAUAUAUAUAUAUAUAUAUAUAUAUAUAUAUAUAUAUAUAAUGACACAACUUAAGCCUUAAUUUUAUAAGAAAAAUGACAUCACAUUAACGCACAAUAAAUAAUUUUUACUCUCCAAUUAAACAUUAUGUACACACUGCCUUAUUCUAUCUGCAGAUGGUUCCUGAUGGAUUUGAAAGAUCCAGUGAGUAGAAAUUCAGAUCUUAGAAUUAGAAUAAUAAUAAUAAUAAUAAUAAUAAUAAUAAUGAUGAUGAUAAUAAUAAUAAAAGGUUGAAUGAUAUUGUGAAGAAUAAUGCUCGCUGAAAGUAACAGAAAUAAUCAAGCCUCAUUUACUUAAAUUUAAAGUCACUAAAUUUGUAAAGUGUGUUCAUAAAUUCCAAAAGCACAGGCAUGUGUUUCACUGAGCCCACACUUCAGGCUCUCCAGGAUUUUGUGAGCGCAGAAUUUAACGCAAAAUCAAGGAAACGCCGCGAUAUUCGGAGGAGCGUGCGAUUUUUCUAAAUUUCCGCAUAUUUUCUGGAGAUUCGGGCCGAGACGCGUCAUGUGAUGUCAUCCCGACGCGCGUUCAGCCGACGCCCUCUUCCAUUCACGUGCGUCGAUCAUGAGUACAGAUAAAUCUCUCAUUUACCAACAAACAUCACUGCGAAACAAUUCGGAAUUUGUAAUUGUGAUUUCACUGAUUCGAGUAGUUUUGCGGAAAAAAAAAAAAAAAAACACAAAAAUUCCGUAAGUCGCAUCACAAAUUUUGAAAAAGAAGCCGCGGUAAAAUCGAGCGUUUUUGGCCGCAACGGUCACAAAAAAACUCUGCGGCAUCCUGUACGGACUGACGACAUAAUCGCAGUCCCAUUCAUCUACAGCACUGAUUGAUUUAUUUAUUUUCAGAAAAAAGCACGAUGAUGAUGAUGAUUAUAAUUAUUAUUACAGUUAUCUGAUAAAGGAAUUGUGCAACUGUAGAUGAGGCAGAAAAACCCCUCGAUUCUUUGUUGUUUUUGCGAUUUGAAGUUAAAGCUGUGACUCCUGAAAGAGAAACGUUCUGAUCUGUAAUCAGCGUGUUCGUAUUAAUCCAGUGUUCCUUCCAUUGUUUUCAUGUUUGUGCUCUAAUCGCUUUGGCACGUAUGAAAUUGCACUACUCUGAGCUCGGCAUGCGCUGAUCAUCAGCUACACAACACGACAAAUCAUCAACAGACAACAGCGACGUAAACGUUCAACACGCCAUGCACCGGAAUGAACCACGCUGGACCAAAAAACAGACCGAGGAGAAGGUUUCUCCACACGUUACACGUUUCUCCACGCGUUACACGUUUCUUUACAGACCGAGUAGAAGGUUUCUCCACGCCUUACACGUUUCUCCACGCUUUACACGUUCAGUGGUUCGUUUUUCCCCCCAGAACUAAACAUAAAGUAAAAAAAAAAAAAAAGCACAGUGUCUUUCCAGAACUUCCUGGUUCCAGUAUAUAUAUCAUCAUAAUAUUUUCUCGGUGUCGUUUUGAAUUGAUUUGUUCAGUUUAUAUUGACAGUUGGGGAUUUAAAAUUUUUAAAGGAAUUAUUUUUAAUAUAAUAAGUAAGUAUUUAUGAGUGAGAGAUCUAACGCUCCGGUGUUGGUCUCUCUACCGAGUGCUUUAUUUAUUUAUUUCUUUUCUUUGAUCCUGGUGGGAUUUCGGUGCAUCGCUGGUAUAAAACAUGACAUGAGAUUAUAGUUUUCUAAAAUGAAACUAAAAGCUGGUCCUGUGAUGAGGAUAUGCGAGUUAGUUGUGCAUCAGCUCAUGCCUGCUCAGAACACGGACUUCCAAAUGUAUUCAUUUUUAUAUUAUUACGAUUGUUAUGAUUUGUUGUUAUUAAUAAAUGGAGCUUUAGAGAGCUCGAGUGUCGUGUUGAGAGAGAGAGAGAGAGAGAGAGAGAGAGAGAGCGAGAGUGAGAACUUCCACCAGAAAUGAACGAUGAUAAGCUAGGGUUAGUUUUGUCAGGUUUUGAGUUUGUGUUAAUGUUGUGUAUCGUGGCGAUUAGAGCAGAAGAGUGGAUUGUUGUGUAAAGAUUUUGCGUAUUUUCCACACCGUGCGAUCGCACUACCACUUUCUGCCUUAUUAAAAUCUUUUAUUUUAUUCCCUGCCUGACAGUUUGGUUUUAAUCGCUCUUCUUCUUCUUCUUCUUCUUCUUCUUCCUGUGUGUACAGUUUAACAGAUCGGUGAAAAUCAUUUGAUUUUUUUUUUUUAAUUAUUCUUUUUUUUUCUUUCUUUCUUUUUUUUUUUUUUUUUUACAGAAUUGUGCUUUUUUUUUUUUUUGCUUGGAUAUUUAUGUUAAUUUUAAUUUAAAAUAAAGCUUAAAAAUUAUGCUUAA
Molecule: messenger RNA, 5664 nt
Organism: Ictalurus punctatus (channel catfish)
Lineage: Eukaryota; Metazoa; Chordata; Actinopteri; Siluriformes; Ictaluridae
Gene: lonrf1
Product: LON peptidase N-terminal domain and ring finger 1, like
Exons: 12
Coding region: 280-2337 (685 amino acids)
Molecular function (GO): protein binding; metal ion binding
Source: RefSeq, a predicted model, not a curated record